Messenger RNA from Lethenteron reissneri (Far Eastern brook lamprey), 804 nucleotides. Its product is annotated as activin receptor type-2B-like. Gene Ontology annotation, cellular component: plasma membrane; activin receptor complex. The record is from RefSeq and is a predicted model, not a curated record. Gene Ontology annotation, biological process: protein phosphorylation; activin receptor signaling pathway; cellular response to growth factor stimulus. Lineage: Eukaryota; Metazoa; Chordata; Hyperoartia; Petromyzontiformes; Petromyzontidae. Gene Ontology annotation, molecular function: ATP binding; activin receptor activity; activin binding.
GGCUCGCUGUGCGACCACCUCAAGCGCUCCACGCUGUCGUGGCACGAGCUCUGCCACGUGGGCGAGACGUUGGCACGCGGCCUCGCCCACCUCCACCGUCACGUGCACGGAGGCAAGCCGGCCAUCGCCCACCGCGACUUGAAGAGUAAGAACGUGCUGCUGAGGAGCGACCUGUCGGCCGUCGUCGCCGACUUUGGCCUGGCGCUCAAACUCCAGCCGGAUUGCCCGCCCGGUUGCACCCCGCCGCAGGUCGGCACUCUCCGCUACAUGGCCCCCGAGCUGCUGGAGGGCGCCAUCUGCUUGCAGUCCGACGCCUUCCUUCACAUCGACGUCUACGCGCUGGGCCUGGUGCUGUGGGAGAUCGCUACGCGCUGCACGUCCAGUGGCGGCAUGCUGGGUGAGCACCGCGCUCCCUUGGUGGACGAGGUGGGUGAGCGCCCCACGCUGGAUGAGCUCCGGCACUUCGUGGUGGACGGCAAUGGCCGCCCAGCGAUCCGGGAGGCCUGGCUCAAGCACCCGGGACUGUCCCAGCUGUGUGUCACCAUGGAGGAGUGCUGGGACCAGGAUGCGGAGGCUCGCCUCUCGGCGCACUGCGUGGAGGAGCGUCUGGCGCAGCUGCGGACCGACCCGGGGCUGCCUGGUGGCAGCGGUGGUGGUGGUGGUGGCAGCGGUGGCACCACAGCCGCCCCUCCACCCACCACCACCGUCACCGCCACGCCCCUCCGCUCCGACCCCAUCGUCCUUCUCUCCAACGCGACACCCCCGUCACUCGUCGUCGCCCCCAUCGAGGAGUCAAGCCUCUAG